Molecule: messenger RNA, 1429 nt
Organism: Bactrocera tryoni
Lineage: Eukaryota; Metazoa; Arthropoda; Insecta; Diptera; Tephritidae
Gene: Tgt
Product: queuine tRNA-ribosyltransferase catalytic subunit
Exons: 2
Coding region: 94-1311 (405 amino acids)
Cellular component (GO): cytosol
Molecular function (GO): tRNA-guanosine(34) queuine transglycosylase activity
Source: RefSeq, a predicted model, not a curated record
AACAUAAAUAUAUAAUAAAACUUGUGUUUUUAGUGGAAAUAAAUCAGUAGGUUAUUUUAAAUAUUUCUAUUAUACUGAAAUUAUAUAGUUAAUAUGACAACCAAGGUUCCUCCUCUAACGUACAAAGUAAUUGCUGAAUGUUCUGUGACGAAGGCGCGAGCCGGCUUAAUGACACUUCGUCAUGGUGAAGUCAAUACACCAGUCUUCAUGCCAGUAGGCACUCAAGGUACUUUGAAAGGUCUAUUGCCGGAUCAGCUAAUUGAACUUAACUGUCAAAUACUGCUAGGCAACACAUACCAUUUAGGCAUGCGCCCUGGCAUUGAAACACUUCAAAAGGCUGGUGGACUACACAAAUUUAUGAGUUGGCCCCGUGGUAUUCUAACCGAUUCUGGUGGCUUUCAGAUGGUUUCUUUGUUAAAGUUGGCGCAAAUUGAUGAGAACGGUGUAAACUUCUGCUCUCCAUUUGACAAUAGUGAAUGUAUGUUGACACCUGAACAUUCAAUUCAAAUUCAAAAUACUAUUGGCGCCGACAUAAUGAUGCAGUUGGAUGAUGUUGUCAAGACUACCACUGUUGGCCCGCGUGUUGAAGAGGCAAUGCAUCGUACUAUACGUUGGUUGGAUCGUUGCAUAAAUGCACAUGCUCGUGAUGACGAUCAAAGUUUAUUCCCUAUUGUACAGGGUGCAUUGGAUCCUGAAUUGCGCAAAAUAUGCGCAGACGCAUUGAUACAGCGCAAAGUGCGCGGUUAUGCUGUGGGCGGUCUUAGCGGUGGCGAAAGUAAACAUGAGUUCUGGCGUACAGUACAUGUGUGUACCGAUCUGCUGCCAAAGGAUAAGCCACGAUAUUUAAUGGGUGUAGGUUUCGCUGCUGAUUUGGUCGUUUGCGUGGCGCUUGGUAUUGAUAUGUUUGAUUGUGUUUUCCCCACACGAACAGCUCGUUUUGGUUGCGCGCUGGUUAAUACUGGACAAAUGAAUUUAAAAAAUAAAAAAUACGAAAACGACAUGCGCCCCAUUGAUGAUGAAUGCGAGUGUAGCACAUGCAGCAAAUAUACACGUUCGUAUUUGCAUCAUAUUGCCGCGAUGGAAGCAGUAUCAUGUAGUUUGUUAAGUAUCCACAAUGUGGCAUAUCAAUUGAGGCUAAUGCGGAAUAUGAGAGAAGCUAUAGAGCGCGACCGAUUCCCUCAGUUUAUAUGCGAUUUUAUGGCAAAACAUUUCGAAGGUGAGUCGGUGCCAUUGUGGAUUAGAGAAGCUUUACAAGCGGUCAAUGUGGAAUUGCCGCCUGACGAAGAUAAAGUGAAAGAAGCAGUGGCAUAAUAUUGUCUUUCAAUGUAUGAUUAAUAAUUUAAUAAAAAAAUUAUGUAUAUAUGUAUUUAUUUCACAAACAGGCAAAAAUACAUAAUAAUGGAAAUAUAGUAUUAUUCAUAGUUAACAA